AUGAUGGAACCGACAGUGGCGCCCGGAGAGGUGCUCAUGAGCCAGGCCAUCCAGCCGGCGCACGCCGACUCCCGGGGAGAGCUGAGUGCGGGGCAGCUGCUCAAGUGGAUGGACACCACCGCCUGCCUGGCUGCCGAAAAACAUGCCGGGAUUUCCUGUGUCACCGCCUCAAUGGACGACAUUCUGUUUGAGGACACAGCUAGAAUUGGACAAAUUAUUACCAUCCGAGCAAAAGUGACUAGAGCAUUCAGCACGAGCAUGGAGAUCAGUAUCAAGGUCAUAGUCCAGGACAAGUUCACGGGUGCUGAGAAGCUCCUCUGUGUGGCUUUCUCUACAUUUGUAGUUAAGCCAGUUGGAAAAGAAAAGGUCCUCUUAAAACCUGUCAUGCUACAAACGGAGCAAGAGCAAAGAGAAUACACUCUGGCUUCGGAGAGAAGGAAAGUUCGAUUACAGCAUGAGAGCACCUUCAACAACAUCAUGAAGGAAAGCAGCAGGUUCAGUGAUCCCAUUUGUAGUGAUGAAGAAGGAACAGCCACCACCAUGGGCACCUCCGUUCAGAGCAUUGAACUCGUUCUCCCGCCCCAUGCAAACCAUCACGGAAACACAUUUGGCGGGCAGAUUAUGGCAUGGAUGGAGACAGUAGCAACCAUUUCUGCAAGCCGCCUGUGUCAUGGGCAUCCCUUUCUGAAGUCUGUGGAUAUGUUUAAAUUCCGGGGACCAUCCACAGUUGGAGACCGUCUUGUCUUCAAUGCCAUAGUCAACAACACAUUUCAGAACAGUGUGGAAGUUGGAGUGCGUGUUGAGGCCUUUGACUGCCAGGAGUGGGCCGAGGGCCGAGGCCGCCACAUCAACAGUGCUUUUCUCAUUUACAACGCUGUUGAUGAUCAGGAGGGAGCCAUCACCUUCCCCAGAAUCCAGCCCAUAACAAAGGAUGAUGUUCGACGUUAUCAGGGAGCUAUCGCAAGGAGGAGAAUUCGCCUAGGCAGGAAAUAUGUUAUUUCCCAUAAAAAAGAAGUUCCACUCAGCACACAAUGGGAUAUAAGCAAAAAGGGAUCCUUAAGUAAUACCAAUGUGGAGGCUCUCAAAAAUCUGGCAUCCAAAAGCGGCUGGGAGGUUACCACCACCUUGGACAAGAUAAAAAUAUAUACCUUGGAAGAGCGAGAUGUCAUAUCUGUUAAGGUUGAAAAGCGUGUUAACAGUCCAGCACACACGGCUUACCAUCUCUUGUCUGACUUCACAAACCGACCUUUGUGGGACCCCCAUUACAUAACCUGUGAGGUCGUGAACCAGGUGAGUGAGGAUGAUCUGAUAUAUUACAUCACCUGUUCUGUGGCAAAUGGAGACAAACCCAAAGACUUCGUAGUGCUUGUGUCACGAAGAAAGCCUCUCAAAGAUGAUAACACUUACACGGUGGCCGUGAAGUCCGUUUUCCUUCCCUCAGUCCCACCAUCUCCACAGUACAUCAGAAGCGAGGUCAUAUGUGCUGGGUUUCUCAUCCAGGCUAUCAACAGCAGUUCAUGCACCGUAGCGUACCUGAAUCAGAUGUCAGACAGCAUCCUUCCUUACUUUGCUGGCAAUAUUGGUGGCUGGUCAAAAUCCAUUGAGGAAGCUGCAGCCGCUUGUAUAAAAUUCAUAGAGAAUGCUGCCCAUGAUGGACUUAAAAGUGUGUUAUAAAUGGUCAACUCUCAAUUACUGUAAUUUAAUUUCCCAGGUUUAAUUCCAAGUGUCCUUAGCCCUUUAAUUUGGCAAGCUUUGGGAUCAUGCAAUGAUUUCAUGGCAGCCUAAGUAAAAUGCGGUUAUGAAGAUAUUAAAAACCAACAUGUGUUCUGAUGAUUUGGAUUCAAACUACAAGACCUCUAAAGCCCUAUUAUACAGACACUGAGAAAUUACCUGAUACAAUAUUGCAUGAUCUAUAAAAUGUCACAAAGUUAGUUAAAACUCUCACAGAAGUUCAAUGUGUAUUCUGCAAUGGUGAGUUUAUAAAAUGUGAAACGAUGGCAGGCUUAGUGGAUGAGUGUUUAAUAUUGUUCCAUGGGCAGCAGACAUGUCUGUCAGGGGUCUCUGAGAAGAUGUAUUCCAUGUUUUAGAACUUUAAAUUAGGAAGCAUUAAAACAUAAUGGAAUCCAA
Mesocricetus auratus (golden hamster) is the source of this 2127-nucleotide messenger RNA. RefSeq names its product acyl-CoA thioesterase 12 (gene Acot12). Gene Ontology annotation, cellular component: extracellular exosome. The record is from RefSeq and is a predicted model, not a curated record. The transcript is spliced from 15 exons. Gene Ontology annotation, molecular function: lipid binding; acetyl-CoA hydrolase activity. NCBI's taxonomy places the organism in Eukaryota, Metazoa, Chordata, Mammalia, Rodentia, Cricetidae. Bases 1 to 1674 code for a protein of 557 amino acids.